Varroa destructor (honeybee mite) is the source of this 6479-nucleotide messenger RNA. RefSeq names its product protein kinase C and casein kinase substrate in neurons protein Synd (gene Synd). The record is from RefSeq and is a predicted model, not a curated record. Gene Ontology annotation, molecular function: protein binding; phospholipid binding. Gene Ontology annotation, cellular component: cytoplasm; plasma membrane; endosome. Gene Ontology annotation, biological process: plasma membrane tubulation; cytoskeleton organization; regulation of endocytosis. Lineage: Eukaryota; Metazoa; Arthropoda; Arachnida; Mesostigmata; Varroidae.
GCCGCGGUACUUCUCACAUCCGCUAGAUUAGCGGAACUAUACGGAGAGGAUAUCUUCCCCUACCGUGCCACACCAACUGUUGUGCUUCGAAAAGGACAUCUACAGACUUGGCGAGAGAACAGGAAAGCGAGCGUGAAAGAGCGAGCUUUCCGGUCAGUCGGGUGGCGAAAACCGGCGGGUAAGUGGAAGGGUAAAGCGCUAAAAUUUUCAAACGGAUGAGAGAGCCCGCCAAAUGCGCCUGAUCACUUAUCCCUUUGACUGUCGCCUCAGAGUGGAAAGCCGAAGUUGCAGACGCCCCCUAACGACGACGACGUUUCAGCAGACGAACAGUCAGCUGAGAACAGUUAAGCGAUAAGCAGACGACACGCCAUGUCAACAACGCAGACGACGACUAAACACGGAGUUCUGUUUCUUAUUCCCGCACUGGCAGGACCGUGGACAGAUCGAGCUAUCGGCACGGAUAGAACUGUAUUCGUCGGGUAGUCCGGAGUGGGCUUGUGCGGGUUAUUCUACUGGAAACGCAGUGAUAGCCGUUAGAGCAAAGGAAGAAGGGAGAGAAAUAGACGGCUACAGCCACCGUCAGAGGCAAAAUAGGUACUUGGUUGCGUUAUUGAUGUGAGGUAGGCCGUAGAUGCAGCUGCAACCGCAGCAGCAGCAGCAGCAGUUCGCGGCUUGUUCCUUCGAUAAGUCCUGACUACGGACUGUGAUGCUGCUGUGAGUUGAUCGUUCUAGCAUGAAAGCUAUCAUCGAUAUCCGUAGCGGCAGCAACAAUAUUAGACAGCGAGCCUUUGCUCGAACACGCUAGAUGCCUGUACCGUUUCUGGAUAUUUUGCGCCAGUUGUACCCUGAGAAAACCGUGGUAGUGGCUACGGUGAAAGUUCUAGUGAUAAUAAUCAGCGACGUUUGGCUGUUGCUGCUGGUUGUCGCUGGUUGCUCUCUAAAGGCUCGGUCGGAAUCGAGCUGACAGCAACGUUGCCGGACGGCGCUGCUGGAUUGAGAAGAAGCAGAAACGAGUCAACGAGAGUGCAUGGAGUAUAUGUAGUAAAGGGCAGGUAGUGUGCGCUUGAAUGCGCAGAGUGUGAGUCGUCUCAACGGGUUCGAUCGAGCGCCAGCAGCGUCGACGGUAGUGUACUCGAUUCGAAUAUACUCGAUAAGUAUACACAGAAGCAGAUCAGCACAAAUUCGUGAUUUACAACGGCUGUGAUAAAACAACGACGGCCAUUAACAAUAGAUAAACGUCGCUAGAGAUCUCGUGUGAACGAGUCUCCGACUCAGUCGACCUGCCAGUUACACAGUGUGGGUCGAUCAAGCGCUUGGCGGCUAGACAUCGACGAUAUCUAGACAUACCGGUCCAGGACGUGAGCAUACGUUCGCGAUACGGUGCAGCACGACAAGUUGAGCGAAUGACAACCCGUGACAGAGAAGUAAAUCAACUUGGGAUUAGCCAUAUCAUCAGUGGUAAUAUUUUAUCUAAUAGUUGUGAAGAUAGUUGUAAAGCGAAAGAACAAAGUUGUAAGGCAAUCAGUUGUUGUCACUCUGGCAAGAUCUGUUUACAAACAGGAUUCUCGAUUGCAACGUUCUCUGUCAUGGAUAUAAUGUACGCUGCCGGUGCAUCAUAAUUAAUGAUGACAGGUUGAUCAUGAUCAGCCUACAUUAGUUUGUUGUAUGGAAGGAUAGCCUUUGCUCGGCAGUUCCAAUCAUUAGUGAAUCGUGUCCCUCUAUCCGUGUGUUUGUGGGUGAUUUCUGUGUACUUAAGGAUACGUAUAUGACCGAAGCAAAUAGAGAAAAAAGGGAAUAUAACAACAACAGACAAAGGACACAACCUUAUCAACAACACGAAUUGCGUCGCAGCAGCAGCGAGCGGGCGAGAUUCCAAACCCAAUCACUGUUGUUUAAUUAUGGAUUUAUUAUCUCUCAUAGGACCUAUUGACUCCUAGAUCAUUUAUCUCGUACACACUUGUACCUGCCAGUCUUAGUCAAUUUUAGUAAUACUGCAGAUUUUGCCGGUCAGGAAAGGUGACCAUCUACAGAAACAGGUCAUAUCGCUGAUGGUUGCUUGACCAUACACUUGUAAACAUGCACCAAUUGAUAAACUGAAUGAAGUGCCGUUCCUGAGAAGGUGUUGUAAACCUAUCGGUAAGUCCAGCCUCUGAUUUUGUGGAUUCGAACGGGAAAGCUCAUCAAGCAGAGUGUUAGAAGCUGGGGUGGAAGUGUGUUCGAUCUGCUUCUGCCACCCCUCCCUCGAAAGGAUAAGUGCUUUGUCUGGUUACCUUGUGUGCUUUUACUCCUGUUUCUCCUAUAUUGGUAAAGAAGCGGAGAAAGACUGCACGAUGUCGCAGCAUAGUGAUGAGGUAGUUACUUCAACGGACUCGUUUUGGGAACCUGGGAAUUAUAAAAGGACAACGAAACGAAUCGAAGAUGGGAAUCGUCUUUGUAACGACCUCAUUCAGCUAGUCACCGAAAGGGCGGAAAUGGAAAAAAACUACGCCAAAGGUCUUAAGACUUGGGCAAAAAAGUGGAAUGAUAUAAUCGAAAAAGGCCCUGAAUACGGUACAACUGAAGCAGCAUGGAAAGGCGUCACGAUGGAGGCCGAACGUGUCUGUGAGGUCCAUUUGCGAGUAAAGGAACGACUGUUGGUCGAUGUAGUCCAAGAAGUGAAACGAUGGCAGAAAGACAAUUUUCAAAGGAACAUGAUGCAGCAACUUAAACAGAAAAAAGAAAUGGACGACGCCUUCAAAAAGGCGCAAAAACAGUGGGCGAAAAUGCUCGAAAAAGUCGAACGUGCCAAAGCUGACUAUCAUGCUGCUUGUAAACAGGAGCGGUCCGCUCAGAAUCAGCAGAGAAACGCCGGAGCAGACAGUUCGCUUAGUCCUGACCAGAUGAAGAAGCUCGGCGACCGUGUUGAAAAAUGCCGAGAAGAUGUCGCCCGCUGUCGCGACAAAUACGACCAGGCGCUAAAGGAGAUCGGCGAGAACAACGAUCGGUAUAAAGCGGACAUGUCAGAUGUGUUUCAGCGUUGUCAAGACAUGGAAGCACGACGAUUGACGUUCUUCCGCGAGAUGCUGCUUGGUGUCCAUGCGUGUCUUAACCUCACAGACGACUCCGAACUACCGCAAAUCUACGAUGAAUUCCGACACACGGUUGCUAACGCUGAUCACUCAAAAGACCUAAAAUAUUGGGCAAAUAAUCAUGGUGAUGGCAUGCCGACGAUGUGGCCCCAAUUCGAGGACUAUGUCGAGGAAUUUCGAGACAUUAUACGUGACAAAGGAGCAAAAAAAGGAUUCUCCUCGGUAGAUGGUGGAAUUAUGCUCGUCAAUCAGCAGCGAAUUAACGACGAUGUCCCUGACUACAUCGAGAAUCCUACCGCAACGAAUAAAAAGAAGGUUCCAGCCGCAUCGGCUCCCUCAAUAAAGAAGAACACUGGUAAUAGCCAAGCUGUUGAGGCAAAGAUGAACUCGGCCAACCGCCAAGCUCCGACACCUGGAAAACCUUUGUCGGAACAUGAAAAUGUCAACGGGGGGUCCAACGGCACCUCCAGUCCUACGAAAGAGUCCCGAUCAUCGAAUCAGGCUUCUCCCGCAAACGGCGGUAACCCAUUCGGCGAAGCAGAUGAGUGGGAAGAAGAAGAUUCGGAAGUUCUACCAGAAGUGGAUGACGGCCGACCUGGUGUUCCCGUACGAGCGCUGUACGAUUAUAAAAAAACAGAAGAUGACGAGUUGUCGCUAACUCGAGGCGACCUGUUCGAGAAACUCGAAGACGAAGACGAGCAGGGCUGGUGUAAAGGCCGGAAGAACGGCCGCAUAGGACUUUAUCCAGCAAACUAUGCCGAACCCAUCUAAAUUAAGGAGAACCGAGGACAUAUGAGAGAGUUAUAUUAAAAUCAAAUCUAUGUUCGACUACUGGGGAAAACGACUACAAAUAGCCCUCUGUCUUUUUGCAUCGAAUUAAAAACCUGCCAGUCCUCGAUGACCUCUAAGCGUAUAGCAACGUUUGCAUCAAACAGAAGUGUAGUUAUAACCACGGAACUACACAUACAGGCCCAACAAUUUAGACAUAAAACCAACCCUUACUAGCCGGGCAAGAGGUUGAAAAAAAAAUUGCAUACAGUCCAACUGAAAAAAUGCGUAACACCUAUGACUGUUCUAUGAUUGAUUCAUUAAUUUCCAGAUAGUUGUGCUUUUACCGUAGGUGGGUCCAAAAUCAUUUCUAAAUUUGAGGUCUACAGUUUGUGUAUCAAUCGCAGUUGAACAAUUGAUGCCAAGAAGACAUAAUACCACUUUAAAAUCAGGUGGUGACAUGUGAUUAUAAAGUGGAAACGAUAAAUGUGAACGCGAUAAGAUAUUGUUAUGAUGAGGAAGAUAAAGAGAGCUAAGCAGUACCUCGCUAGUUUGUGCAUUCUUUGCGUCACCAGUAACAAAGUCUAGGGGACUAAACCACAGAGGUUAAUCAUGGUUACUUCUUCGUUCGCAUAAUGAAGAAAAUUAGGUUAUUCAUGGACAUAACCCAUUCAAAAGAGGGGGCCUAGACAUAUUAACAUAGUGUGAAUGGGCCAAGGGGCUUCAGCCGUAUUCCGAAUCUCCAAGAUGAGCCUGAUGAUAUGAAUUGGCACGUCCGGCUGUAUAGUUUUAGGUAAAGAACAAAAAAGGCGCCACAAUAGGCGAACCUCGAAGCGAUCCUCCACACGACGGCCAGUUGUAGAAACAAAGUGUAGCACCUGUCGCGUGCUGUUGUAAGAAGAAAAAGUUGACACUACCAUGUUAUAUGCCCACUAACCUAAUACUGUCCAUAUUAUUGACAUUGAUAUGAAUUAUAAUGAGGGAGUUCGUACGAGACUCUAUAAUUAUACUUAAGGAUUAUUGAACGACUCUAGAAACAUAGCAACGAAGCUACAGAAGUGCUGAAGUAGUGAGAAAGAGAGAGAAACGGGUGUAUUGAAACUGCAAACGUACAAUAUAAUUACGCGGAUGUCAUCUGCAACCGAUAUCGCAGAGUUGUGGAACUGUCGACUUGUGGGCCUUGAGUACUGAAGAUGAAGCUUCGUUGAAAUAAAUUACUCCGCUUGUAAACUUCCUACUAGUAACAAAAUCCAUUGCAGGAGAUUUUGUAUGUUAGGGCGGGGAAGGUGCGAUGAGCUAAGCGAUUCGUCCGAUUCUGCCAGCAAGAUGAUGAGUGGAUGAGCAGAAUGAAAAGUACGGAAGUAGUUUUCAAGUGAGAUGUGAUUUCUAGGUCCACUAUUUUGGAAAAGCUUAGAUUUAAUAGUAAAACAAGCUAAUAAGCUAUAAAUAACACUUAACACUCUCGUUAUCGCUUAGCCGACUUACAGGACAUACAAGGCAUUUGAACAGUUAAAGCGCGCAAUCACUUUAAAAUGUUGCCCGGGAGCACGCCAUGUUGCCACUUAGAUUCGUGUGACUGCUAUGCUUACUAUAACUGCCUGUUCUCAACAAAUGUGACUCCAAGCACAACUAAAUGUUCGCCCCAGCCUAUAGAACGACUACUACAUAUAUAUAUAUAUACACUCUCAGCGACAGAUGUUGGCUAAAACACAUUCUACGUCAACGAGGCAAUGUCAAUAAGUACGAACAAAUUGGGGACCUAAGCCGAGAGCGCACACGAAAGCAAUUUCAGAUGUUUUUCUUUGCUGGCUUAUGUCCAUGCAGAAGUACGAUAUCGCACCCCAUUCUUGCUGAAUUCUCCCUCCGACAAUUUUCAGCCGAUAAGCUGAAGCCGUUAGCGUAGCGGACCUUAUAACGUUUUCAUGUAAAACAUUUCAUGUUGACCGAUGAGAUGCGAAUGGACCGACCGUGAUGUUGAUACAGUAAUUACGUGACAUGUUUAAUUACUAAUAAACAAAUUGCAUGAUGUUCAGGCGUCUACAGGAUAUAAAAAGAGAUAUAUAAAUCUAUAAAAAUAUAUUAGGAACAUUAAUGCUUAUUACCAGCGCGGUUGGAAUCUUGGUGGGCGGGCUUUUUCAGGAAAAACUCCGCGUUCAUCAAGAAGCCGAUUCAAAAACACUGAUGAAAAACAAACACACGUUUAUAGGAUUGAAGAGUCUAGAAUAUGGGAAGGGAAAGAAUAGGACAACAAAAGUUCAUCCUGAUGAAAAUUAAUCGAAGUGGCGGCCCCGUUAUCGAAGGCGGGGGGUGUGAGUUUUAACCGUGAGCUAGGUGUGAUUAAAGGAAUAGACUACAGAAUGCAAGUCAGCGGUGAAUGCACAUUGCAUUAUGGGGUGCAAUGGGAGCAGACUGUAAGGGACGGCGAAACCGACAAGGUUCCCUCUACAAUACACAGUUACAAAAGGAACCUUGAAAGCCAUUGAUAACGAUAACGAAAAUGGUAAUCGUGACGCUAUUGUUCUGACGAAGAAAGAAGAAAAAUGUAAUAUGUACACAAAAGACGAAAAGAAGCAAUAGAGAGAGAGGGAGAGGAAAAGAAAUAGCAAUGGACUGCAAAGAGAAAUAAAGAGGAUGAUAUAAUUU